GGAUUUUCCUUUUUCCUUAUCGCCUUUUCCUAGAGAGUUCUUACUUAGAAAUAAGGUAUGCGCUCUGAGGCUAUUUCAAAACUAGUGAUGCAUAACGAUGAUGAUGAUAAUAAGCCUUUAGUGUUCAAGAAAAGUGUUGUUAUACCCUCAACUGUUAAGGAUGGAGACUCUGAGGAUGAUACCAUAAUCUCCUCGCGGAAAUCCACUGCGCCAGAACAAAAGAUCAAUAGCGAUGAUGAGUCAGAUGAUGAUGAAGCUCCAAUAUCGUCAAGUUUACAAAAGAAGAAGCAUGUCAACGAAAUUUCAGGUAGUGAUGGAAAUAAACUUCUGGUUAAGAAGUUUCAGAAUGGUUCCAAGCUUGAAAGUAAAGGGACAAAGGUGUCUGGCAAGAGACUUCUUGAGAAGGACAGUUCUACACAUCAAUCAUCCAUGAAAAAGCACAAGGCAUCAUCUUCAUCUGCAAAACAAGAUUCUGCGAAAACCGAAAAUUUAGAUAGAAAGAGAAAGGCUGUGGUAUCACCUAAUGAAACUGAUGAUGAUGAUGUUCCAAUUGCCAAGAGAAUCAAGUCAGAUUCCUCUAACAGUAAAACACCAUCUGCAAAGCUUAAAGUAACAAAACAGAGUUCUACUUCAUCAUCUAAGAAGCCGGAAGUGACAAGAGGAGCUUCUCCCCCGCCCAAGAAAAGGAGCAAAAGAUCCAAGAAAGACUCUGAUUAUGCAAAGUCUUCAAAAUCUUCACCUUCUGGAGAUGGGAAAAAGAAAUGGACUACCUUGGUGCACAACGGUGUCACCUUUCCACCACCUUAUGAACCUCAUGGUACCAAGAUCUUAUACAAGGGAAAGCCAGUCAACUUAUCUCCUGAGCAAGAAGAGGUUGCAACGAUGUUUGCUGUGAUGAGGGAUACAGACUAUUACAACAUACCACUAUUUAGGAAGAAUUUCUGGAAUGACUGGAGAAAACUACUUGGAAAGAAACAUGUGAUACAGACGCUAGAUGAUUGUGACUUUACCCCAAUAUAUGAGUGGCAUUUGGAAAAGAAGCAGAAGAAUAAAGAGAAAAAAGGGAAAAAACAGGAGCAGGAAGAGAAGUAUAUGUGGGCUAUUAUAGACGGUGUCAAAGAGAAAAUUGGGAACUAUAAGGUUGAACCUCCUGGGUUAUUCAGAGGCCGGGGAGAACAUCCUAAGAUGGGAAAGUUUAAGAGGCGUAUACAUCCACAUGAUAUCACUCUAAACAUAGGGAAAGAUGCUCCUAUCCCUGAAUGCCCCAUACCUGGUGAAAGAUGGAAAGAAAUAAGGCAUGAUAACACAGUCUCAUGGCUAGCAAUGUGGAAUGAUCCUGUUAUCUUAAAAAAAGACAAGUAUGUUGGUCUGUCAGCUAGCAGUUCUCAGAAAGGACAAAGCGACAAGGAUAAGUACGAGAAUGCCAGGAAGCUUAAGGACCACAUAGAAAGUAUAAGAGAAGCUUACACCAAGAACUUUACUUCUAAAGAUGUUUUAAAGCGUCAGAUAGCUGUGGCUACCUAUCUCAUUGAUAAAUUGGCACUUAGAGCUGGUACUGAUAAGGAUGAUGAUGAGGCAGACACUGUUGGUUGCUGUACGCUAAAAGUAGACCAUGUGGAGUGCAUUCAUCCAAAUCAGUUAAAGUUUGACUUCCUUGGUAAAGAUUCAAUAAGAUAUGAGAAUACUGUUGAAGUUGAGCCUCCUGUUUACAAAGCCAUUGGACAGUUCAAAGCUGGUAAAUCCGAUUCAGACGAUCUUUUUGAUGAGAUAGACGCAAACAAACUGAACGCUCAUCUUAAGGAGCUUAUGCCUGGACUCACAGCUAAAGUAUUCCGUACAUACAAUGCAUCCAUCACCCUGGAUAAAACGUUGCGUCGAGAAACCAAAGAUGGUGUUGAUAUAAACCAGAAAAAAAUAGUUUAUGAUCAAGCCAACAAGGAGGUGGCCAUAAUCUGUAAUCAUCAGCGUGCUGUUACAAAGUCUCACGGUGCACAAGUCAAGAAACUGAAAGAUAAGAUAGAUGAACUCAAGGAGGGUCUUAAACAACUUAAAACCAAUCUCAAGAGGGCUAAAAAGGGAGAAGCUCCACUAGAGGGUUCAGAUGGAAAGAAAACGAGAAACAUAACUCCAGAAGCGUGGGAGAAGAAGAUAGCUCAACAGAAGAUGAAGGCUGAAAAGAUGGAACAUGACAUGCAGACAAAGGAAGAUUUGAAAACUGUGGCCUUGGGAACGUCAAAGAUAAAUUACAUGGAUCCAAGGAUCACAGUUGCGUGGUGCAAACGUAAUGAAGUACCCAUUGAAAAGAUGUUCACCAAGACUCUUCAGGAGAAAUUUACAUGGGCAAUGGACGUGGAACCUGACUUCAGAUUCUAAUUUGCAGCAGUAGCCACACAGCUUAAAGAGUUUCUGAUUCUCUACGCUGUAUUCAU
Messenger RNA from Brassica oleracea var. oleracea, 2429 nucleotides. Its product is annotated as DNA topoisomerase 1. Gene Ontology annotation, biological process: DNA replication; chromosome segregation; DNA topological change. Bases 58 to 2373 code for a protein of 771 amino acids. The record is from RefSeq and is a predicted model, not a curated record. Gene Ontology annotation, cellular component: nucleolus; chromosome. The transcript has 16 exons. Lineage: Eukaryota; Viridiplantae; Streptophyta; Magnoliopsida; Brassicales; Brassicaceae. Gene Ontology annotation, molecular function: DNA binding; DNA topoisomerase type I (single strand cut, ATP-independent) activity.